CGACACAAAACUAACACAACUAUAACCUAGGCGAUCAAAAAAGGCGAACCGACCUUUUACUGACUUUUAAUCCAAUAGCAAAUGUUACCGAAUAAUGAGGUCCUAACAGUUUACCUUGGAUUUAGGAUCAUAUUUAACUGGAUGCUGGAGCAUGCUGUUUUUCUGAGGGGGUUGUCUCUAACUGCUCUGUAAUGAUGCAGACGGGUUCAGGAAGCAUCUCUCUCUUCGCUCUCUGUGGGCGGAGAAAAUGAGACGUGGGAGGUGUGUUGGUCUUGCACUUCACGGAAGAGAGCAGAGUCCGAACCAUCCGCGUCCGACCAGCACAAGGACGAACCGGCAUCCCUUAUUACCGAUUCUGCCGGAUCUUUCGCCGACAGAGGACGGGUUCUGUCUUUGCAGCCGGACAGCGGCGUGUCUCACCGAAAUGCGACCGAGGCGCUCCUGAAAGCCGCGCAAACAGCAGCGGAGCGGAGCUCCGGGAGGACUGACACUGACAUGGCCCACGUCGGCAACGGGGCGGCCGCCGAGGAGGAGGACUGCUUUGAAGAUGCUUUCGAUCGGAUACCUUCGGCAUGUCAGAUGGACCUGCAGACAGCGAUCCAAGAGACCCAGUGUGCUCUCAACCUGGUCCUCAACAACAAGUUCUCUCAAGCUCUUGACCUGCUGAAGCCAUGGUGGAAACACAGCAUGUACCACGCCCUGGGUUACAGCAGCAUCCUGGUGAUGCAGGCCACCAUGACGUUUGAGCAGAAGGACAUCCAGACGGCCAUAGAAACCACCAAACAGGCAUUACAGACCUGUCACAGGUUCAGAAAGAGAAACUCGGUGGUUGGUUCUCUGUCCAGUCUGAUAAGCAAGCAGUCCAACUUGCAGGAAGAGGAAAUGCAUGCAGAGCUCUGCUAUGCUGAGUGCCUUCUGCAAAAAGCGACUCUAACAUUCAUACAGGAUGAGAACAUGAUCAGUUUUAUUAAAGGUGGAAUUAAGAUUCGAACAAGCUACCAAAUCUACAAGGAUUGUCAGAAUGUGCUGAACAUCACCCAGGACAAGGUGGGGCAGUCCAAUUCAUUCAAACAGUUCGAGGGUGGAGUCAAGCUGGGUAUUGGCUCUUUUAACCUGAUGUUGUCUCUCCUUCCUCAGAGGAUUUUAAGGUUGUUAGAGUUUAUUGGGUUCUCAGGAAAUAGGAGUUUUGGUUUAUCUCAGCUAAGAGAGGGAGCAUCCAGCCAAAGUCUGCGUUCGAUCAUCUGUGUGCUGACCUUGCUUUUCUAUAACACAUAUGUUUCGCUUAUACUGGGAACGGGGGAGGGGAACCUGGCGGAGGCUGAAGCUCUGCUGGAGCCAUACCAACAAAAAUACCCCAAGGGCUCCAUUAUUCUCUUCUACUCUGCUCGCAUCGACACCCUACGAGGAAACUUUGAGAAGUCACGGGCCCGGUUUGAGGAGUGCAUCAGCAGCCAGCAGGAGUGGAAACAAAUCCACCACCUGUGCUACUGGGAACUGAUGUGGACCCACUCAUUCCAACAAGAAUGGCAGCAGGCGUACCGCUACGCUGACCUGCUGUGCAAAGAGAGCCGCUGGUCCAAGGCUAUCUAUAUGUACCAGAAAGCAGCCAUCCUCAGCAUGAUGACAGAAGAGGACGUGAGGAAGACAGGGGAGGACAUCGUAGAGCUCUUUAGGCAGGUGGAAGGACUAAAGCAGCGCCUGGCAGGAAAGUCGAUCCCCAUGGAGAAAUUUGCAGUCAGGAAAUCCAGACGCUACAAGGCUGCUCAGCCUGUCCCCCUGGUCAUCCCUGCGAUGGAGAUGAUGUACGUUUGGAACGGGUUCACCAUUGUUGGGAAGAGAGCUGAUUAUACAGAGUCUCUGCUGGUCACUAUUGAGAAAGCUGAGCUGCAGCUUCGCAGUGAUCCUAAUCCAUCAGAGUUUCAUCCAGAUGACAGCAGUCUGGUCCAGAUGUUGAAGGGGCUCUGCCUGAAAAAUCUGGGCAGGUUGCUUCAAGCUGAGCUCUGUUUCACGCAGGUCCUGUCCAGUGAGAGUCGGAUCCGGUACGAUCACUUCUUGAUCCCUUUCACCCUCUAUGAGUUGGGUCUGCUGUAUAAAGAACAGGGGGACUUCAUUAAGGCCACCACGUUCAUUGAAAAAGCCAAGACAAACUACAAGGACUACUCCAUGGAGUCCAGACUGCAUUUCAGGAUCCACGCCGCCCUCAGCAGCCUCAAAGGCUCGCCCGUCGGCACCCCGUGAUGCUCAGAAACACGCCCCUACGGUUUCCAACACAAGCUUACAAGGGAUGCUUCUGGUUUACUUUAUAUAUUGUUUUUCUUUCAAAUGCUUGAACAUUUACAACACAUGCUUUAAUCUUGCUGAAGUUGGAAUAAUGUUGGCAGGUUCAGGGCAAUCAGUUCUAGUUGUCAGUUCUUUCAGACGUUAACGGGUUCAUUAAGAAGCCUGAUUAGAUUCAUGAACAAACACAUGUUUCUAUGGCAACCAAAAAGCACAAAAUAAAAACCAAACGGGAAGAUUACAUGUUGGUUGAUGCAACAAGUAAUAAAACAUCUGAAAAAAACUGACAAAUACGAUUUAAUUGCCACUCUUUGGCUUUAUUUUACUUGAAAUUUCUGACGUUAAAAAAAACCCUAAAAUUCUUUUUUUUUUAAAAGAAAACAAACAAAUCAUGAUCCUACACUUCAACUAAUAGUAAAAUAUGUAUUAUUAGGUUAAAGCCCUAAAAUAUGUGUAUUUCAGGUGAAAAAUAAUGGAAACUGAAACAUUCACUCUUAGAAACAUUUGUUCCUAUAUGCUUUAUAUGUUGAUUACCUCCUUGAUUUUCGCAUCAUGCCACAUGUGCUCAAAGGACACAGGUGUGUCUGUGCACAGUCACAGCCUUUUCACAAGUCGUGGCCUAAAUCAACAGUUUAAUACACUCAUUCCAAGCUCACAUACAAGCUGUUAUGCACAUUUGAAGGAGAUUAUACACACAAAUGCAGUAAUUGCACAUUUUUAGCAGCAAUAUGAAUAUUUUUGUUGUUAAUAGUUCGGAUGUUCUGUCAGGUCUUUGUUAGAUUCAUGUUGAGAAGCCACAGGGUUAAAUUUAUUCUUGUGUUUCUCAUAUACAGAGCAGCUUUUGAGGCACUGGAUAUUUUCUGGAGCAUUGGAGUUAGCUUAACAUCCUGUUAAGCUAGCAAGGCUAUGCCACUUGAAAUGAUAUAACUAUAGAGACAGCUCAGGCAGUAGGUAGAACUGAAGACUGAAAAGUGCAGCAAUUCACACAGGUAACACCAUUAAUACCAUAUUGUGACAGUUUUGUCCUUAAAAUUUUAACGUGGCGUUCCACAGGGUCCUGUACUGGGUCCUUUUAUGUGGCUUAAAUUGGUGCUUUUUUCCAGACGAGGUAGCUUUUCUUACAGAAAAGGUGGAUAACAAAAAAUAAUUUUAGUCACAGUUCAAUGUCUCCCAUUUUUAAAGACUAAGGCAACCCAACAUGAUUAUCAGUGCAAGUUCAGCAAAACACCUCAGUGUCAUCAUUUACUUUGUGUACUCGCAGGUAUUCUUAUUGACAUUUCAAUAUGGAAGGUUUAUUUUUAAGUUUAUUUUUGUAGCACAUUUCAGUAGCAAGACAAUUCAAAGUGCUGGACAUGAAAGAAAAGAUAGACAUAAUAGGAAAAGGAUAUUACAGUGGCAUAAAGGUAAUUAAAUAAUUAAUGAACACAAAUAAUUUAAAGAGAAUUAAAAUGAGUAACUAAAUGAAGCUCCUGCAGGACAAUUAGAGAAUUUAAUCCAAUCAUUAAUCCAGGCAAUGCUCCAGGGCCCAUAUUUUCUCAGCAUAAAAUCAAACGUUUGGAGUUCCACAAGGUGGUGAACUUGACAUAUUAUUCUUUAAGGUGAAAUCAAUAUUAGCAUUUUUGAUAGAAUAAUCAAGUCUACAAAAAAUGAUGUUCUUCUCUUGACAAAGAGAGCCAACUUCUCUGUCACAUUAAAUGUAUUAAAUACAAAGUUAUGAGCCAUGAAGAGUCUACCGUAGUUAAUGACUUCUGAGCAACAAUAGAAAGGUCAAAGUGAGCUCAGGAGAGAAUGUCAGUAUUUUCAUUGCUUGGUACCGGUUUUUCUGUCAUUAGCAGUUGAGUAUUGCAUUUCACCGGAGAUGGUACUGGGCCCACUGUUCUUUAAUUCACUCUUUUGUGAAGAAUAUCUCUACAGAAAUCAAUAUACAGCAGGAUAAUUAUGUAGAAAGCACUAAUACCAUUAAAAAGUCUGACUUCUUAGUUCAAUUCAAUUCAGUUUAUUUAUAUAGCGCCAAUUUACAGCACAUUGUCUGAGGGCAUUUUACAAAGUAAAUAAAAUUUAACCAAUCAUACAGAUUUCUAGGCAGGUACAUGCAUUCCAGUUGAUCCUCACUAUCAAACAGUGCAGUCGGAUCCAGUUUUUAAAUGUGUUUUUUUCCAUCACCUUUACUGAGCUCAUUUUGGCUUAAAGAUUGCUGGUAAAAACUGUACAGAUCUAUUUCUGAGAAGCAUGGACACAAUGGGCCUGAUGUGUCCAGCUAUUAACACCAUUUAGGACCUAGUUCCCUGUUCUAGAUCGCAUCAAGCAGUAAAUAUAAAGAAUAGUAGAUCUGAUACACAACUAGCAGGAACUCCACUUUAAAUGCUAAUUGAUGCAGUUGUUUAAACCAAAGAGCCGUUAUGUAAUGAUCCUUGUGAGCAUAGGAAAGCACCUUGAUAUUACUGAACCGCGCUGUAACGUCCAGUCUGUGUUCAGGAUUUAAAUGCAGUGAUCCGAUAGCAGGCCAGCUGCUCCUUAAAUGUCUUGUUGAUAUAAAACCUCAAGGUACUCUGGGGAUAUUUGUGUAUUUGGUUGAAAGAUCUUGUCUCCGGUAAUCAGUGCUCUUAAAAUAACAUGCAGGGCAGCUCUCUAGAAAUUCUGAUGUGUGAGGGUACAGAGCAUGCUCAGUUGGGUCCGUUUCCAGUCAUAUGACCUGGCUUUCCCCUGGCUUCACCUACACAUAAAUGGGAUUCAUUAAAAUCAGCCUUCCUGCUCUGUAAGACUGAAUGAUUCUAACGUUUUAACAGAAUAUUCAUUUGGCCUUUUGGAUCGUGAGGCCCAGGCUUUAAAAUGUUAGUCAAACAGGGUUCUGUGUUCAUAUUGACAGAAACGAAUCCAGAGGAUCGUUCUCUGGUGAAUGAAACGGAGCGUAACUUUCUGUCCUUAAAAGAGUCCGUUGUUGGUUUGUUCUGCUGCCAAGGAGCUGAAAACAAAUUCAUCUUUUUAGAGAAAACAGAAACUCAGAAACAUUUUAGAACGGAAACCCUGAUUUUCAGAUGACUAAACAGACAGGAUGUUGAUUCUGUAUCAGUUUAAAGAGAUGAUUUUUUAAAGUUCCCCCUAAAGCAGCUCUCUCUGAGAAAUAUUUGCACAACUAUAAAAACGCGCCUCAGCCCUGGAAGCACUGAAGCUUUAUUCUUUUAAUUUUGUAAACCUUUCGCUAUGAACAAGGGAGCGUGGACUUUUUCGUUUUCUCUUGUUGAUUAAUAGCCUGAAAUAUCCUGUAAAUCCUUCAGACAUUUAGAUUAAAAGUACACACAGAGAGCCGCUUUGCAGUGUACCGUAAAUAAAAGCACAAUCUAUUUUCCCAGAAACGUGGCUCAAAAUAAGAAUGAUAUAUUUAGUUAAUUAAGAUGGAGAUUCUCUGAGGGGGAGAGAGGUUAUAGAGGAAGACUGUGAGGUGUUUGGAUCAAUAGACAUGAUGAGAAUGGGGCUUUUUGUCAUUUCCUAUCAGCUUAACUCUUCUCAGCUUCCAUUUAAAACAUCUGGACAGUCAGAACCGUUGUCCUCCUCCAUGUUGUGAAUGUAUCGACCUGAAGACCAAAUUCUACCUGUUUGUCUGGCUUUAUUGUUUCUGUAUUGUACAUUUCUGGAUGUAGUUUUUGCCGUCUUUGUGAUCUGAAAAUCUGAAGCCCAGAGGUGCUGGAAGGAGUUGUGGCAAUGACACCCGAGUCUCGGAGGCAGUAGUAGUUUAUGAGUUUUAUCGGUGAAUGUUGGCAGAGACAUGAAAGGUUAAAGGGUUUACAGAACUAUUAAAUAACAGGUUGCGGUCUUUAAGUAUGUGGGUUGAGGACUGGUUUAUUUGUGGGUAAAAGAUGACGGCUGGGAGAAAAUGGUCCAGUUUGGAAACCAGAUCAGGAUGUGAACUGACCCAGAGCAACAUUUUGACCGAACCAGAAAUGACCUCUCUGAUGACCCUGACAGACCAAACCUUGGUUACAUUAUAUGAAGGUCAGGCAGUUCCUUCCUGGCUGCCAUCAUCAGUUAAAUUAGGCAUAAAUAUCUGAAACAUGGGGAAAAUUGAUCAACUAAAAAUCUUCAAAUCUUCCAUGUAAAUGGAAUAAGAAAUGUUAUUUAGAAUGGUUUUAGUUUCGCUGCGGUUUUGGUCCAGUUUGACUCGGUUCGUUGCCACAACCUUUUGCUCCUGGAAGGUUUCCUUCAGGUUCUGUCCGGGUGAGAAAUGUCAGUGCCUCUGUGUGUCUGUCUGUGUUCAGGAUUUGCAUCUUAUCUUAUAAAACCUUGUUGUUCCUGUUGCAAGAUGCCUGCUUCACCACAUCAGGAGGGAGAUGGAGGUUUUUAUUGGGUGGAGAUCAUUUGGUGCAAUAAAGUGGAAACAGGAAUAUUGUUGAUUUUGUGUAUGCCGCUGUUUUUAUUUGACUUUGUGUUUGGUUUGUGCCUCUUUGUUUCGUUUUUAGAGUUUAACUGUGAAAUCCAUGCGUUGCUAAACCCAUUAAGCUUAGUUUUUAAUGUUUUACUUUCUUCUUUUCAUUUACAGAAAAUACAUUUUAAACACCAAAGAAUAAAUGCUGGCCAGAAUUUGUUUUCUAUGCAAACCAAACCAGAUUUCAGAUUAGUGCUUCUAGCAAUUCGGGACACAAUCCUAGAUUAAAAUAGACUCUGUAGGCUCAGACCGUGAAAGAUAAUAAAUGACAGCAUGGAAACAAAUCUGGUUGUUUUACAGCUCUUUGAAAAUCUCUAAUUCAGCCUUGUCUGUAUUGUCCUUCAGCAUCACCAAACAAAAUCUGGACCAGAUUUCUUUGCAAUGACUCAGGAGAAAGGUGCAGAGAAACGGCAGCAUCGUUUUAUAUAAAAACAUUUGGUAAAGCUGCAACAAAUUUAGCUCUAAGCAAGUAGAAAUGAAGAUAUGUAUGGAAAAUUAUAAAUUACCUCGAAAAUACUGAGAACUGUACACAUGACAUAUAUUGUACAUUGUGAAUUCAGUUGAAAUGUCUAUAUAUGGCACAUAGAAAGGCUGUUAAACCACAUCAUGGAUUCACUGCCACCGCCUUUAUCCAGGACCCGAUAUGAUGCCACCAUGAUGGUAAAAUAAAAGAUUAUAUGAUCACUCAUGUUUGUGCUCGCUGCAUUUUCAGCAAGCCGCACCGAGUUGUCCCCUGAGGGUCCGUUUGGACCCUUGUGAGCAGGUACAGAUGAUGAAAUCCAAACAGCGUUGUGAAUCUAUCUAAACACAUUCAGUUUCACAUGAAAACGGGCUGCAGAAGAACAUGAUCUGCAGUGGAAAUAAAAGCAGACUUGUAUGUAAAAAAAAAGAAACAGUUCAGUGCGAACAAUAAACCGCGUUAAUGAGCCACUGUAACAUUUUAGAGAAACUUGUCUCUAAUACUGGCAUCUUCAUCGGCUCCUAACAAAUCAGAAACAAGAAGCGAUUUAUCAUCUGGGACAACGACGUUCCCGCUAAAACGGAAGACGUUUGGACCUUUUCAAGGAACAUUAUGCAAAAACCACCAAAGGAAAUUUUACUGCGAGUUUGUGGACGAUCAUGAACUAAAUGUUCCGGUGGUUUUUACUGCCUCUUUGGUUUACUCCCUUAUUAAUACAUGUAAAUAUUAGCUUCAUUUUAUGUUCCUGUACAUUUAACAAUAAGUAUAAACCUAUAAACAUGCUAGAAGCCAUAACUUUUACCUGUUGCCUUUAUAUCUCUUAAACAAAACACUUCCUUCUUUGCCUUAUUUUUGUUUUUAUGCUGCAUUAUUGAAUAGAAUUCCUGUUUUAUUCCAUUUCUUAUAAAACUAUUUUAUGCUUUGUUUGGAUUUAAGUUAAACUAAUUUCAGAGCUUUUAUAUUGAUAUGUUGCAUGAUGUUAAGCUCAUUUUACUGCAAUGUGGGUAAAUUAAUAAUCAGUUAUUUAAAAAGUACAUUUCUGUUUAUCUGGGUUUCACUGAAACAUGUGCUUUGCUUUAACCUUUGACCCUAAAACUCAGUUGUCUGCCUAAACUGUUGCUUUCUGUGUUCUGAGGCGAUGGUUGAGAAAUCUUUCAUCCACGUUGAGAAUAAAUGGAAAGGGAAGAGGAGUCUGUGUUUAACUGUGAUGAAGGAUGCAGCAGGCUGGCCGAGCCCAACUCCGUUAUGCUGAAAUAGUUUCCAUGUUUGUUGUUUACUUCAGAACUUUUCUGACAUUAUUCUGACCUGUAAUCAUGAAAUUCAAAAAUAAUUAAAACCAUUUAAUCUGAA
This is a messenger RNA of Girardinichthys multiradiatus, 8507 nucleotides long. Its product is annotated as tetratricopeptide repeat protein 39B. NCBI's taxonomy places the organism in Eukaryota, Metazoa, Chordata, Actinopteri, Cyprinodontiformes, Goodeidae. Gene Ontology annotation, molecular function: protein binding. The transcript has 20 exons. Bases 496 to 2238 code for a protein of 580 amino acids. The record is from RefSeq and is a predicted model, not a curated record.